CUUCCACAAUAUGGCGUCUAAAAUGACGCAGUGUUGACACGUGACAUGAGCCGGCGCAUCACAACACUGAGGAGUGGUGCAUUGUGGGACUGAAAGAAACCGAAGACAUAACCAGGAAGUCUGUAAUGAUGUAUCCUCGUGAGGAGAAGCUGGACAAGCUGUCGCAGGAGGAGAUCAUCUCCAAUACCAAGCUGGUGAUGCAAGGGCUUGAGGCUCUGAGGAACGAGCACAACUCCAUCCUGCACAGUCUACUGGAGACUAUAAAAUGUCUAAAGAAAGAUGAGGAAGCCAAUCUGGUGCAUGAGAAGUCCGGCCUGCUACGCAAGUCUGUAGAGAUGAUCGAAUUGGGCCUUGGAGAGGCACAGCUGAUGAUGGCGCUGUCUAAUCACCUGACUGCGGUGGAGUCUGAGAAGCAGAAGCUACGGGCGCAGGUGAGGCGCUUGUGCCAAGAGAACCAGUGGCUCCGGGAUGAGCUGGCAAACACCCAGCAGAAGCUGCAGCACAGUGAGCAGAACGUGGCCCAGCUGGAGGAGGAGAAGAAACAUCUGGAAUUCAUGAACCAGCUGAAGAAAUAUGAUGAGGAUGUGUCGCCUACAGAAGAAAAAGAGGGGGAACAAUCCAAAGACAAUCUGGAUGAGCUUUUCCCAAAUGAAGAGGAGGAGUCAGGGCAAGGAAUGCCUCACCAACACAGCAGCGCGGCAGCGGCAGCACAACAGGGCGGGUACGAGAUCCCAGCACGACUGCGCACACUACACAACCUGGUCAUUCAGUAUGCUUCACAGGGACGCUACGAGGUCGCAGUACCGCUCUGCAAACAAGCGCUAGAAGAUCUUGAGAAAACCUCUGGCCACGACCAUCCUGAUGUGGCGACCAUGUUGAACAUCUUAGCGCUGGUGUACAGGGAUCAAAACAAAUACAAGGAGGCGGCUCAUCUGCUAAACGAUGCUUUAUCAAUCCGAGAGAAGACCCUUGGAAAAGACCACCCUGCUGUGGCGGCUACCCUGAACAACCUGGCUGUGCUAUACGGGAAGAGAGGCAAAUACAAGGAGGCUGAGCCUCUGUGCAAAAGAGCUCUGGAGAUCAGAGAAAAGGUGCUGGGGAAGGAGCACCCUGAUGUGGCCAAGCAACUGAAUAACCUGGCACUCUUGUGCCAGAACCAGGGGAAAUAUGACGAGGUGGAAUAUUAUUACUGCAGAGCCCUGGAGAUCUACCAGGCUCGACUUGGGCCCGAUGACCCUAAUGUAGCAAAGACCAAAAAUAAUCUGGCCUCUUGCUACCUAAAGCAAGGCAAGUACAAAGCGGCUGAGCAGCUGUACAAGGACAUACUCACACAGGCUCAUGUCAAGGAGUUUGGGUCCGUGGAUGAUGACCACAAGCCCAUCUGGAUGCAUGCAGAGGAGAGGGAGGAGCUGAGCAAGACCCCACACAAUGACAGCACCCCGUAUUCAGAGUAUGGCGGCUGGUACAAAGCCUGCAGAGUGAACAGCCCCACAGUAAACACUACACUGAGGAACCUGGGGGCCCUUUACCGACGUCAGGGCAAGCUAGAGGCAGCGGAGACACUUGAGGAAUGCGCUGUGCGGUCACGCAGACAGGGGCUGGAUCCUGUGAACCAGACAAAGGUGGCUCAACUUCUGAAAGAGGGUGAGACCCCUGAGCAGCGAAGGAAAGGACGCGAGACCCCCCGUAGUAGUGUGAAAUAUGAAAGUGGCACAGAGGGGGCAGAAGAAGUGAGUAUGGGAGGCGUAGAGUGGAACGGGGACGGUAGUGGAGCACUCAGACGCUCUGGCUCUUUGGGAAAGAUUCGUGAUGUUCUGCGCAGAAGCAGCGAGAUGUUGGUGAAAAAACUUCAAGGAGCAGCCCCCCCAGAACCCCGGAGCACAAAUAUGAAGAGAGCAGCUUCUCUGAACUAUCUCAACAAAUCCAGCGAUGAAACUUUCCAGGGUUCUCAAAAUCUCCUUUCUGAGACUAGAGGUCUGAGCGCCAGCAACAUUGAUCUUUCGUCCCACAGCUAAUGAACUGUUUUGCAGUCUGCCCUACAUAUGCUUGUGAACACUCCAAAUCCUGCCAGGAUGACACUACAGCCUGAAUAUUUAUAAUGUAACACUAUAGCAGAGCACUAUUUAUAGUGUAACACUACAGACACAGCGUGCCAUGUUACUGAUGUACCUGAUACCUGAGUAUUUAUUUUGUGCCUACAGCCCAUUCAUUUACAGUAACACUACAAACACAGCCAGGUACCAAGUGCUGAUAACAGAUUUAUGCAAGAAGCCCAGAUCUUCUAGAUACUAUUAACCCAAGUCAUGAGAAUGUUGCAAAUUACAUGAAACUCACACAAGCUAAUAACUUUUACCCUGCGGUGGGAUCUCUGGCACAGCCCCUGAUUUGUAGGGUUGAUUCAUUCCCCAAUCCUUUUGCUCAGUAGCACUUUAAUGAGUUUAUGCAUCACCAGCCCCAGUGGGAUUUCCUCUCCCCUCCAGACAGUCUAUCAUUCUUCCAUUGUCCUCGCCUUAUUGUAGCAAUGAGCAUGAUCUCUUCCCGUGUCUCCCUGAGCAUGAUCACCUCAUACUAGGACCAGUAGCUCUUUCAUAGAAUGUAAAUACCAGAGUACUGCAAUAAUCUGCACCCAGCUCAUGUUCCCCCUGCACCUAGGGCAGAUAGCCUCAUCUUCUCAUGAUCUUGCCCUCCUGCCCUGUGACUUAUUGUGUGAUGCCCAUCCCUCUGCAUUACUGCUGUGCAUCUGUUGCCAUUCCCAUAAUCCUCACUGGCGAGGAUCCUGCAGCACGUCACUCUGGUGUUGCACUCUUCUGUCAGUAAAUAUGUUGUUUUUAUGGGUGUUGCUCACUGUAUACCUCGUUGUUGUCUUUUCCUGUUUCUUCUUACAGCGUCAUUCUGAUUUUAUCUGUUUUAAAUGAGUUAUCUCAGGAAAAUAAAGACUUUCUUGGA
Molecule: messenger RNA, 2946 nt
Organism: Bombina bombina (fire-bellied toad)
Lineage: Eukaryota; Metazoa; Chordata; Amphibia; Anura; Bombinatoridae
Gene: KLC4
Product: kinesin light chain 4
Exons: 15
Coding region: 126-2015 (629 amino acids)
Biological process (GO): microtubule-based movement
Cellular component (GO): cytoplasm; kinesin complex; membrane-bounded organelle
Molecular function (GO): kinesin binding
Source: RefSeq, a predicted model, not a curated record